Molecule: messenger RNA, 1183 nt
Organism: Triticum aestivum (bread wheat)
Lineage: Eukaryota; Viridiplantae; Streptophyta; Magnoliopsida; Poales; Poaceae
Product: cysteine-rich repeat secretory protein 38-like
Exons: 3
Coding region: 8-1183 (391 amino acids)
Source: RefSeq, a predicted model, not a curated record
CAUCACAAUGAAAGAGGCCGGCAUGGUUGGCGUCAUGCCCUGCCUCCUCCUUCUCCUCUUCCUAAAGCCACACGCCAUCGCCGCCGCCGCCUACUCGGAGUACUCGUGCAAUGGCACCACCGGCAACUACACCGCGAGCGAUGCCUUCGGGGCUAACCUCGCGCGCCUCACCGCCGAGCUCCCCACCAACGCCUCCACCUCUCCAUCCCUCUACGCCUCGGCGGCCAUCGGCACCUCCUCGGAUAAAGUCUCCGCCCUCGCGCUCUGCCGGGGUGACAUCACGGACGCCAGCACGUGCUCCGGCUGCCUCGACAACGCGUUCCAGCAGCUACGGGCGCUCUGCGCCGGCGAGAGGGAUGCGACGUUCUACCACGACCUCUGCACCCUCCGCUACUCCGGCGAGGACUUCCUGGGGCGGCCGGAAGAUAACAAUCCGGUCAUAAACGCCAUGGACGUGAACGGGUCGACGUUUGCUGCAUGGGACAGCGGGAACGCAACGUCCCGGAGCUUCUUCCUGUCCCUGGUUGGCACUCUAUUCGGGGAGAUGGCGAUGUACGGCUCGUACAAUUCCACGGUGCGCCGGUUUGCCAGCGCCGUUAUGUACGUCAACCCGCAGCUGCCGACGGUGUACGGCCUGGCGCAGUGCACGCCGGACCUCUCCCCAGGGCAGUGCUGGCAGUGCUUCCAGGGCCUCCAGGAGCAGACGCGCCAGUGGUACGAUGGCCGUGAGGGCGGCCGCAUCGUCGGCGUCCGGUGCAAUAUUCGCUAUGAAAGCUACCAGUUCUGUGACGGCACGGCCGACGUCAGGAUCGGCUUACAGGGUGGCUCAUCUUCAUCAACAGAAAGCAAUGGAAGCAAGCACAGAAAGACCCUAAUCAUCAUUCUAUGCGUGUCCAUUACGGUGUUCUGUUCUAUGUUGGUUUGCUGCCUUCUACUCAUCAGAAGGCUAAGAAAAGGAGCUGGAAAGACAAAAUUAGAACAAGCACAUAAGAGGAACAACUCGACGACAGAGGAGGCACUGAAGCUCUGGAAGAUCGAAGAGAGCAGUUCAGAAUUCACGUUGUACGACUUCCCUGAGCUCGCUUCUGCCACGGACAAUUUCUCCGAAGAGAACAAGCUCGGACAAGGCGGCUUCGGUCCGGUCUACAAGGCAAGUGGAUGCGCCAUUUACCAUGUAAUGUGA